Messenger RNA from Funneliformis caledonium, 933 nucleotides. The record is from the annotation of a GenBank genome assembly. NCBI's taxonomy places the organism in Eukaryota, Fungi, Glomeromycota, Glomeromycetes, Glomerales, Glomeraceae.
AUGAGCGAAAUGCAUGAAAUCAUCGUUGAGGAAUUUAAUGAAAAUUAUCCACUUAAAAGAACUAAAAAUCCACCAUAUAAACGCGUGAUACUUUUGGCAUUGGACGGUCUAGGUACCGUUUAUAAAAAGGUUCACACACCAAAUCUCGAUAGUUUUACGUUCCUCGGGUCAGAAGUUAGAGCUCAAUUUCCAACAAAUAGUGCGGAAAAUUGGGGAUCGAUACUUCACGGGGUGAUACCAAGCAAACAUGGUUUAACUAAUGAUAAGGUUGGUUUAAAACCAUAUGAUGAAAAAAGUCCGUACCCAAGCAUUUUUAAACUUUUAAAACAAAAUCAUGAUGAAAGGAAAUUAGCUUCAUUCGUUUCUUGGGGAUCAAUUAAUACGGGAAUAAUUGAAUUAUCCGUUAAUAUGGAUAAAUAUUCACCGGAGAUUAAUAUUUUCAUACGUUUUUGGUUAUGGAUCAAGUUAAAAAUUUUAUCGAAUUCAUCAUUUGAUCCUUACGUUGUAUCAAAAGUAACGAAUUACAUACUUGACCCUCAAAAUAAUGACGUGGAAUUUUUAUUUAUUCAUUUAGUAGACGUUGAUGAACAUGGUCACGCUCAUGGUUGGGGCUCGAAAAAUUAUUUGAAUCAAAUGAUUAUGAUGGAUUCACAAAUUGGUGAAAUUUUAAAAGCAAUCGAAACAGCUGGUUGGUCAGAGGAUUCACUUGUCAUUGCUACUACGGAUCAUGGUGGUGUUAAUCACGGUCAUGGUGGUAAAUCUGAUGAUGAAACUCUUGUUUUCAUGGGGUUAAAAUGUAACGGAUUUAAUAAAUGGAAAGUUCUUAAAGAGAAAAUUACUAAUAUGGAUUGUGCUUCCAUUAUAUUAAACGCGUUGGGUUGUGAGAUUCCUUCGUGGUUCGACGCAAAAUUACCUUCAGGAUUCUUUAUUUAA